GGCCGGGGCCUCGCGGGGCUCCCGCCGCCCGCGGGGACCGGCCGCGCUCGCCAGACCUCUCCGUCCGGCCCGGCCUAGCGCCGGGGCGGCUUCUCGCGCUAGCGGCUCGGCCCGGAGCGCCCGGGCGCUGCUCUCCGUGGGCUCCGCCGCGUCCCGGAGCCGUCCGGUGGAGGCCGCGGGGGAAACCGGCCGCGGGACUCCCGGGGGCCAUGAGGCGGGCGGGCGGCGGCGGGGCCGCAACAUGAGCGGCUCCUGCCUGGGGCUCCGCAGAGCCUGCUUCCUGCUGUCCGUCACCGCCGCUGCCGUCCUCCUCCUGCUGCUGCCCCGCGGGCAGCCCCCCGCCGCGCCCCGCCGCCGCCCGCCGCCCGCCGGGCCCAGUGGAGCCGUCCCGAAGCGGGAGGCGCGGCCCGCGGGGAGCGGCGCGCCCGGGGAGCGAAGCGGCGGCUCGGGGGCCGCUGGGGGCGGCCGGGGCGUCGGCGGCAGCCCGUGGCCUGCGAGGAGGGUCCGCCUGGGGCCGCCCGGCGGCUCGGGCAGGGAGAGCCUGGAGUUGAAGGACAUCUUUAUUGCGGUGAAAACGACGAGGAAGUAUCACAAGACGCGGCUGGAGCUGCUGUUCCAAACCUGGAUCUCCCGGGCGAGAGGACAGACGUUCAUAUUCACAGACUGGGAGGAUCGAGAGCUGCGCCUGAAAGCAGGGGAUCAUAUGAUCAACACCAACUGUUCUGCUGUCCACACCCGCCAAGCUCUGUGCUGCAAGAUGUCUGUGGAAUAUGAUAAAUUCCUAGAAUCUGGACAAAAGUGGUUUUGCCAUGUGGAUGAUGACAACUAUGUGAAUCCACGGACUCUCCUGCGUCUCUUAUCUGCCUUCUCUCCUAGCCAGGAUGUCUAUGUGGGGCGACCGAGCCUGGACCACCCCAUCGAAGCAGCUGACCACGUCCAAAGCGAUGGAUCAAAGACAAGCGUGAAAUUCUGGUUUGCCACAGGUGGAGCAGGAUUCUGUAUCAGCAGAGGUCUUGCUCUGAAGAUGAGUCCCUGGGCCAGCCUGGGUAACUUCAUCAGCACUGCAGAAAGAGUGCGUCUUCCUGAUGACUGCACGAUUGGCUACAUCAUUGAAGGGCUGCUUGAAGUAAAGCUGCUGCACAGCCCGUUGUUCCAUUCCCAUCUGGAAAAUCUGCAGAGACUGCAGGGCGACUCUGUGCUGCAACAGGUAACUCUCAGUUAUGGGGACCCCGAGAACAAACACAAUGUUGUGAGUGUGGGAGGAGUGUUUGGACUUCAGCAAGACCCAACCAGACAUAUCUACAAAAGGAGGUCAACUUUGUACAGAAGCAAGACUGACUGGGUAAUUAUGGCAAGAAGGCAUUUAUUCAGCUGCAGCCUGGGACAUUCCAGAGAAGAAAAUCUUCUAUGUCUUGUUCUUUGGUCCAGUGGCUCUUCAUAUGAUGGCUGCAGUCAUAGCUGUACAAGUCACUUUAUGCUUUCAUCUGAUGUCACAUGAGCCCUAUCGUGAAUCUGCUUGGAUACAUCCUAGCAAAUGCAGUACUUAGAAUGAUAGCAUUCUUACUGCUGUUAGCAGCUUUCAGAGGCCGCUGUCUUGAAGCUGGAAUGUUUAAGCAGACUGCAGUCCCCAUGAUGAUGGGGGGGAUGAAGUUUUGCUUGUCUUCUUUGUGAACAGGACUUAAGAACUUCUGCGGCAUGCCAUGUUAUACCUCCUCCACCUGUGAGCUGAAACACGGUCUGUUUGUAAGCACCAGAAGUCCAGGAAUUGCUAGGGUAGACAAGGGUGAAAGCCUUUGUCAUGGGAAAAGCCCUGUGUAAGGGUAAACUGACUCAGGACUGCAUGAGAGUUGCUUACAGUGCACGUUCUUCCCAGCAGUCUUUGUGUACCUCCCAUGGAGGUGAUUGUCAGACUUGGCACUCUUACCACUGAAUGGCAGUGGCUGUUGAAGAUGAUGGUGGUCUGCUAGGUCCAAGACUAUUCCCUUGGUAUUUGAUACUGAAGAAGUAUUUGCCAGGCUAGUUGGUAACUGUUUCUCCUCCUUUGCCCUCAGCAGGUUAGGUGAGCUAGAGCACGCCCAUGGGCUGAUGAAACACCCUGUUUUUGAAGUAUCCUUUACUGCCUGUGAGGGAGGAGGAAUGCUAGAUAGCUGUAGCGCCGAGAAAGUUUUUGAUGAUAUCAUUUGAGGCCUUUUAAUGGUGUGUUUGUGGUUACCCCACUUCAGCUUCUUGAGGUAACCUUUGGAGACCAGUGUUUAUUUUUACUCUACAUCUUCAUGUUUCACUACGUAAUUCCAGCACUUGGUAAAAGGAAACUGUAUGCUGAUAGAAAAGCAAGAGUCCAAUGCUGUAGCAAUAUCACCUGCUGCUGCGCUGUAAAUCAAAUAGGCUUAGUUUUGAAAGUGGAAGAAUUGAAACUUCACAUGUUUAGUUUUGUUGCUCCCAACUUUGCCUUUGUGCAAUCUAUACCUGACGUGAAGAACAGCAUACAAAUGAUUUUGUAAAACCACUGAUUACUUUCAAACUCUUCAGAAAAUACUUGCAGGCUUAGUGCUAGAGGCUGAAUUAAGUGGAGAAUAAUAGCAUGAUGUUGUAUAACCUGAAACUAUGACUAAUGGCUAGAAUUCGGACCCAGCAAGUUUCAGAUUUCUAUCAGCUGUGCUGAGCUGUGCAUUUCAGCUAGUUGCUUAACUUCUUCCCAUUUGAGAAGUGGUAUCAUGUAGGCAAACACCUGCAGCGUAUUCAAGUAUGAAAUGUAGUGUAGGUGUCAGCCUCCUGUAAAAUAAUAUUCUCUGCUUUCUGUUUUUAAAGCAAACCUUUCAAGAACUGGAUACAUUGUCCUCUUUGCAUGAUUCUAUUUAAUUUUACAGAGGAGCCAACAAGCUGACUGCUUGCUACAGUCCAGCAGCUUGUUCCUAAUUUUCUUUAUCUGCUAAGGCAAUGCUUUGACCAUGGGGCACAGGAAUAAGAGUGCUGCAGGCAAUCGGAUCAAAGUCCAGCUAGCACAGUGGCUGUUUCAAAACAGGAACAUCUGUAACACUGACAGCCUCUCACAGAGCAUGGAGGACUUGUGGCAGGGUGGGCUGUGGGAUGUUCUACCUCUCCAUUAGGUGUUCUGCUCACUAGAACUGGGAUGCCCUGUGGUUCGAUGAUAUGUCAUUGAUAGCUCUGGAGAUUACUGGUAUCUAUAUAAACACUUUUUAAAAAACAUUUGGUGGGUUCUUGUUUUCAGCCUCUUCGUAGCAAAAAGUUGUGAAGCUGCAUAAGCACUUGGUGAGAUUUCAUCCUUAGUGAUCUCUGAAUUCUGCUGGAGCUUUUCUUCCUCUCCUACUAAGAGCAGCCUCCUGUCAGAUACUACAGACAGCACAAGCUGGGUAGUGAU
This is a messenger RNA of Lagopus muta (rock ptarmigan), 3379 nucleotides long. It is a transcript of the gene RFNG, whose product is annotated as RFNG O-fucosylpeptide 3-beta-N-acetylglucosaminyltransferase. Lineage: Eukaryota; Metazoa; Chordata; Aves; Galliformes; Phasianidae. The transcript is spliced from 8 exons. Bases 242 to 1498 code for a protein of 418 amino acids. Gene Ontology annotation, cellular component: Golgi membrane. Gene Ontology annotation, biological process: pattern specification process; regulation of Notch signaling pathway. The record is from RefSeq and is a predicted model, not a curated record. Gene Ontology annotation, molecular function: O-fucosylpeptide 3-beta-N-acetylglucosaminyltransferase activity.